Rodentolepis nana is the source of this 459-nucleotide messenger RNA. NCBI's taxonomy places the organism in Eukaryota, Metazoa, Platyhelminthes, Cestoda, Cyclophyllidea, Hymenolepididae. The record is from the annotation of a GenBank genome assembly.
AUGAAGCAAAUCUGGGAGGAGGGCUUUAAGGCGUACGUUCGUCAAUGGUGGAAUUGGCUCGAUUUUAUAAUGCUCACACUUUUUCUCACCACGGUUGGCCUUCGUGUUGUGGGGCUAAUUCUCCGCAAAACAGGACGCUAUGGUUUCGAAUUAACCGGUCGAGAAAACUGGCCACCAGAUGAUCCAACCCUCCUGGCUGAAGCAUUCUUUGCCAUUGCUCAUAUCUUCUCUUUUGCUAGAAUCAUUUUCCUAUUCCAGGUUAAUGAACAAUUGGGGCCCCUCCAGAUCUCCUUGGGAAAUAUGCUCAUCGAUAUAACCAAAUUCUUGUUUAUAUUCCUCCUUGUAAUCACCUCGUUUGCCUGUGGUCUUCAUCAGCUCUAUUACUACUACUUCUCAGAGGACAAUGAUAUGCGACCGGCAGCAUUUUCAUCAUCACAAAUUGAGGAGAAUGAUCAUUAA